This is a messenger RNA of Manduca sexta (tobacco hornworm), 1840 nucleotides long. Its product is annotated as integrin beta-PS-like. NCBI's taxonomy places the organism in Eukaryota, Metazoa, Arthropoda, Insecta, Lepidoptera, Sphingidae. Gene Ontology annotation, molecular function: integrin binding. The record is from RefSeq and is a predicted model, not a curated record. Gene Ontology annotation, cellular component: integrin complex; cell surface; focal adhesion. Gene Ontology annotation, biological process: cell migration; cell adhesion mediated by integrin; cell-matrix adhesion.
CAAACAAGAAAGCGUCGCAUUUAUAAAUGUAUUGCCGUUAACAAAAAAUAUUAAACAGUUUACACAAAGUGUUCAAAAUAUGUCUUUUGGUUCGAAUUAUGACGAUAUGGAAGCUGGGCUGGAUGCCCUAAUGCAAGUCAUGACUUGUGAGAAAGAAAUAGGGUGGAGGCCUGGCUCAAGGCGUAUAAUUGUUCUGUGCACCGAUUCCCCAUAUCACAGCGCUGGUGACGGCAAAAUGAUAGGCAUUAUCAAACCCAACGACAUGUUAUGCCACUUAAAGGAACAAAAAUAUGAAGCAGAAAUGGCCCAAGAUUAUCCAUCUGUGAGUAAAAUAAAUAAAGUAGCAAAGCAAGGAAAAUUCGGUAUCAUAUUCGCUGCUUUGGCUGAGGUCCGUGAUGUUUAUACAUUGUUAGCGGAACAAAUAGUCGGAGCUGAGUACGCCGAACUGAAGAAACAGAAGUCAAAUAUUGUAGAGAUCAUUAUAAAAGCGUACCAACGCAGCGUUCGAAGUAUCAAAUUGGAUUAUGACAUACCAUCAUUCGUCAGACUGAAACUUAAUCAAAGUUGUGACGGGACACCAAUUAAUUGUGCCAGCACCUAUGAAAAUCCAGUGGUUACAAUUCCGGCCAUUCUAGAGGUUAAAGAAUGUCCUAAAGAAAAUAAAACACACGAGCUUGUUAUUAACCCUGUGUCUUUAAAUGACAAAUUAAUAAUUAAAUUGGAAGUCAUCUGUAAAUGUGAAUGUGAAGUCAAAAGUGAUAUAAGUUCAAGAUGUAAUAAUGCAGGAUAUAUACAGUGUGGUAUCUGCAAGUGUCUCGAUUCAAGUUAUGGCGACGAAUGUCAGUGCAGCGUUACAUCUUCGGGGGUGGCUAAUAAGGAGAAAGAUGACGCCAAAUGCCGUAAGGAUCUAAAUGACAUAGUACUGUGUAGUGGGAAAGGCGUAUGUAUGUGCGGUAAAUGUACCUGUAACCCUGAUCGUUCAGGAAAAUAUUGCGAAUUUGACGAUAAGGCAUGCGAUAAUCUUUGCUCAAACCAUGGGAUUUGUACCUUAGGCUCAUGCCAGUGCGAUAGCGGUUGGUCAGGAAAUGAUUGCGGUUGUCCAACUAGUAACACAGACUGCUACGCUCAAUACUCUGAGGAGGUUUGUUCUGGUAAUGGUGAAUGUGUAUGCGGAAAAUGCCAAUGUGCGAAGGUUAAAGGAAAAAACGAAACGUACACAGGAGUAUUUUGUGACACAUGCAAUGACUGCCAAUCAAAAUAUUGUAAAGCCCUCGAACCCAAUGUAGAAUGUAACUACAAACAAGGUCUAGAAGCUUGUGAUAAGAUUUACAACAACACAGAAAACAAUGUUGUUAUAAAAAUGGUCAACAAAACAGAAAUUAAUUCGCCUAAAUGGAGUGGCGCUACUUGGUGCAAAAAAGUAAUAGAGGACGGCAGUUUUAUAAUAUUCAGAUAUUAUCAUAACGCAACGACACACGGGUUACAUAUAAUCAUUCAAACGGAACCAGAGGCACCCCCAAGAGGAAAUAAGUGGAUUGCCCUCAUCAGUUGCAUAGUGGCUGUAGUACUCAUUGGCUUGUUGACGUUGAUUGCGUGGAAGAUCCUCGUGGACUUGCACGAUAAAAGAGAGUAUGCCAAGUUUGAAGAAGAAUCACGUUCUCGAGGAUUUGAUGUGUCGUUAAAUCCCUUAUAUCAAGAGCCGGAGAUCAACUUCUCCAAUCCCGUAUACAAUGCAAAUGCUUCACACUAGUAUUUAUAUAACAAAAUCCGAGGAAGAGAGGCGACGUGUUUCCGUGAUCAUAAGGAAAAUACAAUAAAUAAUUAUUUGUGUUACAUAAAA